This is a messenger RNA of Argentina anserina (silverweed cinquefoil), 774 nucleotides long. Its product is annotated as chaperone protein dnaJ 11, chloroplastic-like. The transcript has a single exon. The coding region runs from base 50 to 511 and encodes 153 amino acids. The record is from RefSeq and is a predicted model, not a curated record. NCBI's taxonomy places the organism in Eukaryota, Viridiplantae, Streptophyta, Magnoliopsida, Rosales, Rosaceae.
UCCAUCCACCAAUAUUAACCCUACAAACCUCAAACUCAAUCUCCACGCAAUGAUGUCCAUUUCCUCUUCAUCAUUCACGGCCUCCUCCUCUCUCUUCUCCGGCCAAACACUCCUCACCACCGCUCCAAUCUCUCCGUCGUCCGUCAAGUUCCGUCCGUUGAGCAUCUCCGCCUCAUGCGCUUCAACAGUCGACAGGCCCCGCAUCCACAUUGCAUCAAAUCCCUCCCUCUACGAAGUCCUCGGAGUCCACACGGGCGCCACGUCUCAGGAAAUCAAGACUGCUUACCGCAGAUUGGCCAGAGUCGUCCACCCUGACGUCACUGCAGCUAACGGUCAAACCUCCUCCGACGAGUUCAUGAAGGUCUACGAGGCCUACGCCACUCUCUCCGACGCGCAAAAGCGCGCCGACUACGACCGCAGGAUGCUUUUCCGGCGGCCGGUGACUAUGAGCUCUUCGUUCUCAAUGUCUUCUUCGUCGGGAAGGAGAUGGGAAACCGACCAGUGCUGGUAGCUAAUUGAAACCCUAGAAGUUAACUAGAAGUGUUGGCUAAUAACAAAGCUAGUUAAUCAAUCGUGGCUGGAUUAUUAGGAACGCCAGCUUGUUUUGGCGCGUACGUGUACAUAGUACAAUGUAGUCAAAAGCUCCAGAUCUCAAAUCUGAGUUACAGGCGCCAUUUUUACAGCCUGAAAUUUUAUAUGGGAAAUUACACCUCCCCUAAUUUUGUGGUGUAAGAUCUGUGAUUAUCAAUUAAGAUAAUCUUAAUUCUUUCUAUA